Messenger RNA from Daphnia pulex (common water flea), 2614 nucleotides. Its product is annotated as beta-alanine transporter-like. Gene Ontology annotation, biological process: transmembrane transport. The record is from RefSeq and is a predicted model, not a curated record. The transcript has 14 exons. Gene Ontology annotation, molecular function: transmembrane transporter activity. Bases 277 to 2070 code for a protein of 597 amino acids. Gene Ontology annotation, cellular component: membrane. NCBI's taxonomy places the organism in Eukaryota, Metazoa, Arthropoda, Branchiopoda, Diplostraca, Daphniidae.
AGAAAAUCACCCCUACACUAGGAGAUCAGCCGAAUACGAAGAGCAGAUGUCUUCAGAGUGGUGUUAGUUCCGGCCGCUCGGAAUUGUGAACGCUCUCUGUACACGUAUGUAUACAGUGCGCCGGGGGUUAUUUGAUGGACCAAGCGUGCAUGCUGUUCCCGCAGUCUGCUAGAAACCGCAGUCCCGCAAAGGUGGUGUGCAUCACUGCCAUUCUUUCUUGCGGUUUAUCCCCUUUUUACAUGUUUUGAUUCAAUUCAAAAACAAGUCGAAUUCGAAAUGACUGUAGACUUUGACUUGAUUUUACCCGACGUGGGUGAGUACGGGAAAUAUCAGAAACUGAUGGUUUGGUUCGUUUUCCUUCCCGGGAUGAUUCCCUGCGGUUUCCACGCAUACAAUCAGCUGUUUAUGGCGACCCAGCCGAAAUUUCGAUGCCUAGUACCCGAUCUCGAUUUAGUGGACCGCAAUCUCACCGAUGACUUUAUCCGCAACAUCAGUAUUCCGUUCGCGAUCAACAAAGAGGGGCGAUGGGACUCUAGCUCGUGUUCGAUGUACGCGCGGAACUAUUCGGCAGAGGAAAACUUGGCUGCGCUACUUCAGCCUGGAGGAAAUGUGUCAUCGGAUAUUCCAGCAACAGUGCCAUGCCAAGCGGGUUGGAAGUUCCAGUACAGCGACCAAGAGAGUACCACGGUAGUGGCUGAAUGGGCGUUGGUGUGCGACAAAGAUUUCUACACGACGAUGGCCCUAGUCCUUUUCGGCGUCAGCGGACUCGUUGGAAACUGGAUUUUCGGCUACAUCCAGGACAGCAUGGGGAGGCGACCGGCUUUCUUUAUUUAUCUUUUGAUUGAGAGCGUGUUUGCCAUAGCAACGGCGUUCGCUCCGACUUUCGGUGUUUGGCUGGCAUGUCGCAUUGGUGUCGGUUUCACCGUUCCAGCCAUCAUGGGGACGCCUUUUGUCAUGGCUAUUGAACUGGUAGGUCCAUCCUGGAGGACACAUGUCGCCUUACUCGCCAACGUGGUUUACUCGUUCACCCUCUGUCUUUUGGGUGUAGUGGUUUGGCUGGUUCGUGACUGGCGUCAAAUGUCGCUGGCCACAUCCCUGCCGUUCUUAGCCUUCUUCUUCUACUGGUGGGUAUUGCCCGAAUCUCCGAGAUGGCUCCUAUCUCAGGAUAGGAUAGCGGAAGCCGAAGUUGAAAUCCGCAAAAUGGCCCGCAUGAACAAACGAACUUUACCACCUGGAUAUUUCAAUCAAUUUAAAACUCAGACCGAAGAAGCGGGAGAUGAUACCGACUCCAAUCAUUCCCAUCCGACUUACGGAGCGCUGGAUCUGGUGAAGACGCCCAACAUGGCCAGAAAAACCGCAAUCAUCACCUUUAUCUGGUUCACGGUCACUUCGGUGUACGUUGGCCUUUCCUAUUACGCCCCGGCGUUGGGCGGCAACGAAUAUUUGAAUUUCCUGUUGGCAGGCGUGGCCGAAUUGCCGACUUAUUUUUUCCUUUGGCCGACAAUGGAUCGAUGGGGUCGCAGAUGGACGCUCUGCUUCUCAAUGAUAUUGGGCGGCGUCGCUUGCCUGGCUACUUUAUCCUUCCAAGAUAAUUACGUCGCGACGCUCGUGCUUUAUUGUAUCGGGAAAUUCGGAAUUUCUUCCGCUUUUGUGGUCCUGCCUUUGAUGGCGUCUGAACUCUAUCCGACCGUAGUGCGUGGGAUUGGGAUCAGUAUAAGCGGCGUCGCAGGAAUGCUGGGCCCGAUCUUUAUUCCCCUUAUAAACUACUUGGGAACUGAGAGUCUGAUGGUUUUACCUCUGAUGAUCAUGGGCGGUUUGAUGGUGGCUGGGGGUCUGUCGGCGUUAACUCUGCCGGAAACUUUGCACCAGCAUCUUCCGCAGACUUUAGAAGAGGGGGAACUGUUUGGCAAAGAUUUUGGAUACAAGCAAUGGCUAACCUGUUGCCCGCCACGUCCGAAUCGACGAGAAGAACACGAAAACGACGUUGCUCAAAGAUUGGCGGAGAAUCCUGACAUUGCCAAACCUCUAGUGACUCCAACGAUAGCUUCGUCAAUCACAUCUGCCAUUUGAAGGGUAUCAACAGUGAAUCGGGGGGGGGGGGGGGGGAAUCUCCGCCCAUUCCAAAUCCAUGGGUGUUCACGUAUUCAAUUUUUUAACAGUCUUCCAAAGACAUAUCCGCAUCUCAAUUUUCAACUCUUAGGAAAAAGAAUCAUUCGCUUUUGAUGUUUUGUCUCGUGACCCGUUUUUCUAUUUCAAAUUUUAAUCUAGAUCAAUAUACAUAGCCCAGAUUAUUACUAUACUUUAACGCCGUUGGGUGGCUCCCAUUCAUUUGAGUUCACAUUUUUAAAUAGCUGUGUUUUUUUAAUGGGCAGAUUAACCUUCAGUUAGAAAUCACCUAGGCCUACAUCCCUUUUCUCCGGAUGCUAUAGCAACCUUGAACGCACGAUGAUGACCUUAGCGAUUUAAUCCGCUUUGAAAGUUAUUAGUCUUGGUUUCUGUAUAUUUUCCAGUUGUAUUUCGUGAACAAACCCGGCGACAAAAAAAUGCGUGAUUAUAUCGAAGAAAGCAACAGGCAUAAAGUUUUGAUUAUUUCCACAACAAAAAAACACAAACA